This is a messenger RNA of Arabidopsis arenosa, 1894 nucleotides long. The record is from the annotation of a GenBank genome assembly. Lineage: Eukaryota; Viridiplantae; Streptophyta; Magnoliopsida; Brassicales; Brassicaceae.
UUUUUAAAUUCACAAAAAUAUCUGUUUGGAUAUCGAAAUUUGACCGUUGGGCGCUCAGAGGCUCUACCAAAUUCUAACAUCUCCGACUCCGACGAAGAAGUUGAGAAGCAGUGGAAAAGUUAGAUCGUGGAGCCACCGUUGUCGCCGAUCUCAGCGAAGGGGAAAGAAACGAAGUCGUUGGAGAAAGAUCUAGUGGAGUAGGAGGCGAUGUUGGAGAAAACAGACGAUUUUCUGAAGGAGAAUGGAUGAUAUCCUGAGGAAGAAGAAGAUGAAGAAGGAGAAAGUCUCGACCGUGUUCGUCGGAGAUGCUAGAUUGGUGGAGGAGCCGAAUUACAAAGGAUUCCACGGUAACAAUACUCGUGAUUCUUCUCUUGAUAUUCGGAGGCUAAAGGAGGAUCAAGAAACAGCAGUUCGUCUAGCGAACACAAUGAAAAAUUCGUUGAAGGGAAGACCAGUGCAGGCUCCUAUAUUUGAGGGUAAAGUACCUCCACAAUUUUGUUGCACUUUUCAACAUAUGGUUGUCCUUAAGGUUAAUCAGACGGAAUCAGUUGCACUUAUUCAAGUAUCUGGAACUAGAGUUCACAAUAAUAAGGCACUACAAGUUGAAGCGAUCUGGAAAAUGGAUCUUGAGGCUAGAAGUUUGCAGCCAAGUGCUAAAGCUGUAUCUGCUGAUCAAAGAGGAAGAUUGGCAAUGUCAGUGAAGAGGCUUGACCAAUCAAAAGACAGAGUCAGGGAGAUUAGAAGACUAAUGCUGGAGACAGAAGAGGUUGGUAUCUCAGUUUUCCAAGAUCUGAAUCAGCAAUGCCAAACCCUUCUUCAUGUGCACACCAAGGUUGUAAAAAUCGAUGGGCGUGUGAUUGGUGACGGAAAAGUUGGACGGGUAACAAGAACACUGCAAAACGCUUACAAGAAAGACAGAGGAUUCUGGUGCCCAAUGCCUACUUACCAAGAACCCUGAAGUACAAAACGAGAGGAUGUCGAUGAUUCUAGAUAGGUAGAGAUUUUGAUGUUCCAAGAUUUCGAUUUUCACUUUCCUUCUGUUCUUCAGAGAGUUAAUGUUAUGUUGGACGUUCUUUGUGAUUAGUUGGCCAAAGUGAUUGUAUAGAUCUGUUGUUUCGGCUCUUGAUUAUGUGGGUUCACUUCUUUGUGUUAGGUUCUCUUUAUUAUAGAGUGUUCAUGUUUUCACGCUUGCUUUAGAUACAGGGGAUAUCACGUUUUGGUCUCUCGUUUUUAAUGGUCCUCAGGUUUUGCCUCUUUUAUUUUUCAUACCAAUAUUACUUACUUGGUUUAGGUUGUAGAGUUUCUCAAAGUGAGAAACGCUUGUAUACUAGGCUUUGGCUCAUAAAUUGCAACAUGUGGCUUUCUUCUGUUGUAGUGUUUGGUGGCUGCUUGAGCGUUGAUUGGACAUUGCACGUUAUCUUGUCUCUGUUUAUGGUUUCGGGGGUUUUACUCGUUUCCUAAUUUUGUAUUCCCACUUUACUUUGAUUUUUGGAUUUCAUUGGAUGAUCUGGUUUUAAAUUGUACUUUUCUUAAAACAUUAUGACAGGAUUUGGCAACCCGUGGCAUCAAUCUCAUCUUGAGUGAGGUUGUCGAUGGUUCUAGAUACGUAUAGAUUUUGAUGUUCCAAGAUUUCGAUUUUCACUUUCCUUCUGUUCUUUAGAGAGUUAAUGUUAUGUGGGAAGUUCUUUGUUAUUAGUUGGCCAAACUGAUUGUAUAGAUCAGUUGUUUCGGCUCUUGAUUAUGUGGUUCACUUCUUUGUGUUAGGUUCUCUUUAUUAUAGAGUGUUCAUGUUUUCACGCUUGCUUUAGGUCGCUUAGGAGGAUGGUUUUGUCUUAGUUGUUUCCUGAACUCUGUUUGGUUGUUUAUGUUCUUUGACUAAACGUUUUCUUAGAGU